CCACUACGUUCUCAUUAGCAAAAAUAGCGACCACGAUUGUCAUUGGAAAUUAAAUGUAUUCAAAUAUAAUAAUAAUAAUAAUAAUAAUGUUUGCAUCAGCCCCCUUUUGCAGUCAAUUUUGUGUGGUCCGUUGAAAGCAAAGCGUCGGGACAUCCUCCCACGUCGCGCCUGUGCUGUUGUCCUCGCUCUUGCUGCGUGCAUCGUGAUCAGGCUGCAGAGAGUCUUGCGGAGGUCACCUUCUGUCACCGCAAGGGGAAAUACUGAAUCAUUUGCAGUCAAGGCUAGGCUGGACUCGGUGCAGCUCGGCAAGCAGCGUGUAUCUGUGUACGAAAAACCAAGUGCCGCUGCAGAGCACAGGUUUGGUUAAGAUAGACAAUUGCAACAUCCGCAGAAAUGUCUGGCUCCUACGAUGAAACUGCAGGUGUUGACGACACCAUGGACAGCUUCUGGGAGGUGGGGAACUACAAACGUGCCGUCAAGAGAUUUGACGACGGCCAUCGACUGUGCAAUGAUCUCAUGGGCUGCCUGCAGGAACGGGCCAAAAUAGAAAAAGCUUACGGGGAUCAGCUGACUGCCUGGUCCAAGAGAUGGAGACAGCUUAUUGAGAAAGGGCCACAGUACGGCUCAGUGGAGAGAGCCUGGUUGGCUGUAAUGACCGAGGCGGAGAAGGUAAGCGAGCUGCAUCAAGACGUCAAGAACAACUUGAUGAUUGAGGAUGUGGAGAAAGUCAAGAAUUGGCAGAAGGAGGCCUAUCACAAGCAAAUGAUUGGAGGCUUCAAAGAGGCAAAGGAGGCAGAGGAAGGAUUUAAGAAGGCACAGAAACCCUGGGCAAAAAAACUCAAGGAGAUGGAGACAGCGAAGAAAGCUUACCACAUGGCAUGCAAGGAGGAGAAGCUGGCUGCGACUCGAGAGGCUAACGGCAAGACUGAGGCUUCUGUCACACCGGACCAACAGAAGAAACUCCACGAGAAAGUGGACAAAUGCAAACAGGAUGUGCAGAAAGCUAAAGAAAAGUAUGAGAAGUCUCUGGAAGAGCUGAACAAGUGCGCACCGGCCUACAUGGAGUGCAUGGAGCAGGUGUUUGACCAGUGCCAGCAGCAUGAGGUGAAGAGGCUGACUUUCCUGAAGGAGGCCUUGCUGGACAUCAAACGCCACCUCAACCUCACAGAGAACCAAAGCUAUGCCACAAUAUACAGAGAAUUGGAACGUACCAUCCUGUCUGCGAACACACAAGAGGAUCUGAAGUGGUUCAGCAACAACCAUGGGCCCGGCAUGCACAUGAAUUGGCCCGCCUUCGAGGAAUACAACCCAGACCAGGCAAAUGCCCCUCCAAAGAAGAAGAAGCCAGAUGGAGCACCACCCACUCCUAGCACUGACCACGUGGCGCCCCCUGGUGACCGGAGCAGCGUGAGCAGCUAUGAAAAGAACCAAGCAUACUCAACCGAGUGGUCUGACGAUGAGCAGCCCGCAGCCAACUCUGGCAAUGAAAACGGUGGGAACGGAAACUCAUUCGAGGAGGAUUCUAGCACUGGGAAAGGUGUUCGAGUGCGAGCGCUCUAUGACUACGAUGGCCAAGAGCAGGAUGAACUCUCUUUCAAAGCAGGCGAUGAGCUGACCAAGACUGAGGAUGAAGACGAACAAGGCUGGUGUCGAGGUCGUCUGGACGGCGGGCGAGAGGGACUGUACCCGGCCAAUUAUGUUGAGCCGAUCUAGGCCAGUGGCCGGACAAAGAAAAGACAUGCUCCUGGAGGCAGCUUGAACAGCACCAUCAAAUUGCACCGCACAUAGCCAGAGACUUAAGAGCAACACAUUCCCUUGCCCAACAGAUGUGUGAAGCUGUCAUCGAAACUUAGUAAGCUAAAAGACAAAUAUUUUAUCCAGCUCUUGGGGUGGUUUGACUUCCACAUUUCAAAAUAAGAGAAUAUACACACUCAACUAUAGACCUUGACAGGAACACAUGGCUUCUCCGUGUUGUAUAUAAUGUACAAUGCAAGCUUAUUUCAACAGGCAGUCUGUUGUGGAAACGGAAGGCGAAUAUAAUCAGUUAUACCCAUUCGACAAAUACGAGCUUCUCGAACCUGCAUUGAGUAUGUACAGUGCGAUGCCAUUUUUAUGUAGCUUUUAUUUUUUAACGCUUUGUGUGGUCAGUCAUCAUUCUUACAUCAGGAAUGCUGUGUCGUGUUUCAAGUACCACAAACAGUACCCUCUUUUAUUUUUCAUUUUUGGUGAAGUAUUAUUUUAUCGUGCUAGUCCAACCCCUUUUGCGGUGUGUGCAGUGUUAUGUGUUGAACUGUUCCCGAGCGCGCAUAGCAGCAUGCGCUAUGCGACAACUCACAUUCCCUGGAUCGUCCCGCCUCGUCCGGGUCACGACCCAAUGCAACGCUACGACUUCCAAUGCACUUUGAAAGGAUCGCAUGCAUCACCAGAGGAAGCUUGCUGACAAUAUCCUCGAUUUUAUGUUUGUUUUGUCAUCAUGCGAUCCAUUGAAAAAAGUGACACGCCCCCACAGCAGCUUUCAUUCUAAAAGCAUGUCUACUAACUAACCACUGCUGUCAGUGACCAAGCAAAGCCGGAUCGGCGCAUCCUUUUUGCGACGAGUACUGCAGUAUGAGAGGGGUUUCGAACAAUGGCCAUGCCAGCAUUUUUGUUUCUUCCAGGAAGGGGUCAAUGGGGGCAUGCUGAGCCCCAUAGCACUGUGUGAAGACCAAGCCUCUUCAACAGGACAUGAAUGUACUAGUGUUCAGGCAUGAAGAAGCCAUGCUGUCACAGUUCUUCACUGUCGGAAAGCCCUAACUAGUCAUGCUGAGCCAAAGAAAGACACGCUACCAUCAACUGCGUUUUCCCUCCAUGCUAUAAUCUUCACAUAUCAUGUGACUCGAUUUGUAGCUGCCUCCCAGUCCACCAAAGCUUUAUUUGUCAAUAACACGGGGAAUCAUCAUCAAUACACUGCACGUACAUACAAUGCUCGCAAUGUAUUGUGGACUGAUUUCCAUUUUAUGUCUCAGAAGUUUCAACCAUAUCUUCAUUUGCGUUCAGCAAAUCGAUGUGUGUGUUACUCUCAAAUUUGUUUAAGUGGUUACUGCAUGAGCGAUAUCCUUUUAGAAGCGCUGGAGUUUUGGACCGAGAUGUGUUGAGCUCUCCCCGGGACAUGAUUCGACAGCUUUAGGUAUCGCAGUGAGGAGAAAAACAUCACCAGCUCACAAGUUGUGUCUUACGAGUCGAGUUGUCCAGCAAAGCAAAAAGGACUUGUAUCAUCCGUGGUCCACGCACACACAACAACAAAUGCAUCAGCCACAAAAAGUAACUGCAUUGCCAUUUUGAGGGAGACAUCAUUCCGUAUGUACGCGUUGUGUAGAAAACGUUCAAAGAAAAAAAAACAUGCAAGUGAUUGACUACUAAGACAAAAUGUAGUGUUAUAUAUGUAAAUGUGUUUCAUUCAAAUAACAGCAAUGAAAUAUAAAGUAAUAGGCACCAUAUCGUAUGAAUUUCAUGGCGAUGGUUAAGUGUAUCAUAAAAGAGUUACACCCCAAGCUGUCAGAUUUGUAAAUGAAGAUGUAAUUUAAAGAUUAUCUAUUGUAACUGUACAACUGUGUUGAGUUGAAAAUGAGACCUAACCAUGUUGGGGCAGUAAAAAUGUGUAAGUGUGUAAAUGCUCUUUCUUUCUUUCUUUUUUUUUUUUUAAAUGUUGAUCUCUUCCUUAUGCACACAGGGGACCACAGCUCAUGACGUGGAAACCUGAUAUUAGGUCUAGGUGAUGUAUGUUCAUAGUUAGUGAUGUACUUUUAUCUCCUAACUGGUGUAGUGCCUGUUCAUCUGGAUGUAACAAGACGUUCAUUUAAAUAUGCAUAAAGAUGAUUAUGAUCACAGAUAAAAUCGACGAUAGUGAUGAAAAAAAUCUCAAUCAAAUUUGUUGUGAUGAUGUCAAUAUUACGAUAUUGGUAUGAAAGGGAAACAAGUUUGUUUGAAAAA
Syngnathus acus (greater pipefish) is the source of this 3969-nucleotide messenger RNA. RefSeq names its product protein kinase C and casein kinase substrate in neurons protein 1-like. Gene Ontology annotation, cellular component: cytoplasm; plasma membrane; endosome. The record is from RefSeq and is a predicted model, not a curated record. Gene Ontology annotation, molecular function: protein binding; phospholipid binding. The transcript has 10 exons. Gene Ontology annotation, biological process: positive regulation of dendrite development; plasma membrane tubulation; regulation of endocytosis. Bases 394 to 1713 code for a protein of 439 amino acids. NCBI's taxonomy places the organism in Eukaryota, Metazoa, Chordata, Actinopteri, Syngnathiformes, Syngnathidae.